GUUACUAUGGAUGUGCAUUUGAAGAAUUUGUUUACUAGAUAUCAAGAACAAUUUGGGUGUGGCCCAGGACUUGGUCCUGGAUCAGGAGCAUGUUUGUUGAAGGUGGAUGGCAUUACUCCACCUUUUAUUAAGUCUCUGUAUAGAACCGCCGCCGUUUUGUACAGGACUGAUCCAUGGAAGUGGUUGCGCCCAGAGCAUUUGUUUGGUAUAAAGGUGGGGAAGGAUUCAGACUGGUCUAGCAGAAAACAGCCAUUUCCUUGUGUUCAGUUUAUUGGUGGGAAUGGUGGGGAUAUAGGGAUUUACAUGUUCAGGGCUCAUGAUGAUGCAAAAAAAAUGACUGCUUCUAGGGAGACUAUUCGAGUUCCAAACACUGAGCUUUUGAGGGUGACUUUUGAGCUGGAGUCAAUCAUGUUCCCUUCAAAUAAGAGAAUGAUAAAGUCAUUAGCUUUGGAGGUCUCGGAUACUGAUCGAUUUCCGGUUAUUGACAUUGUUCGCUGCACGUCAUCUGUUGAACUUCAGUUCAGAAAUCCUACUCUUGAAGAGCUUAAGUUUACGUAUGCUAUUUUAAGAGCCAUUCCUUUAGUGCAUCCUCUCCUUAGGCAAGAUUAUGAUGCAGGACCAAAGUGGUCUCGAAUGAUGUACUUUGAAUCAUUUAUUGAAACAGUUGAUGUCCAAUGGCCCCUGGAAAUGGCAAGAGCAAAUGAUCUUGUAGCGGUUACGGUUUCAUACCCUCCUGGCCACAGGUUUUGUACCAGAAUAUGCCGGACAUCUUCCCGUCUUCGGAGUCCAAUGGGUGGAGGUUGGGAGUGGAGAAGGGGAAAUUGCACCGGCAACUUUUUGGUUUUGAUUUUUACUUCUGAAAAGGAGCCCUAA
Coffea eugenioides is the source of this 873-nucleotide messenger RNA. RefSeq lists its product as uncharacterized. The record is from RefSeq and is a predicted model, not a curated record. The transcript has a single exon. Bases 7 to 873 code for a protein of 288 amino acids. Lineage: Eukaryota; Viridiplantae; Streptophyta; Magnoliopsida; Gentianales; Rubiaceae.